This is a messenger RNA of Eleginops maclovinus (Patagonian blennie), 1399 nucleotides long. Its product is annotated as protein FAM200A-like. The record is from RefSeq and is a predicted model, not a curated record. Lineage: Eukaryota; Metazoa; Chordata; Actinopteri; Perciformes; Eleginopidae. The transcript has 2 exons. Bases 56 to 1087 code for a protein of 343 amino acids.
CACAAUAUCUCGUGGGCAGAGGUGCGUUGCAUUAUGCAGCGAUGGGGCCCGAGCCAUGAGUGGCAGCAAGACUGGACUGUUUGCGCAUGUAAGGAGGGUGGCUCCGGGGGUAAUUUGGACACACUGCCUGAUUCAUAGAGAGGCUCUCGCCUCCAAAGAUCUCAGUGUUGAGCUCAGUGGUGUGUUUGAUGUCGUUGUCAAGACGGUCAACUUCAUAAAACGAAACGCAUUGAAUACACGCCUGUUUUCAUCCCUAUGCCAUGACUUGGGAAGUGAACACAGCUCUCUCCUUUAUCAUUCAGAGGUGCGUUGGCUGUCUCGCGGCGCUGUGCUCGCCCGUGUGUUUGAACUACGCGGAGCUAUCUACGAGUUCUUGUGCGAGAAGCAUUCUGAUCUGGCUUCCAAUUUCAACGAUAGUUACUGGUUAACUAAGCUGGCGUACCUCACAGAUGUUUUUGCAGAGCUGAACAAGUUGAACAGCUCCAUGCAAGGGAGAGAAGCAAACGUCAUGCAGCUCUACGAGAAGCUCGACGCAUUUGUGAAAAAAAUGUCAAAGUGGAUCGAACGAGUGGAGAGCAAUAACUUGGCGAUGUUUCCUUCAGUUGAGGAAUACCCUGACAGCACUGACAUCAACGACACUAUAUGUGAGCAUUUGAGGAAGCUUGUGCGUCAAUUCGCAAAGUACUUCACUGAUUCGGAAGAGUGGCGCCGUGACAGCAAGUGGAUCCUGCUCCCAUUCAGUGACGAUGCAUCAGUAGGGUCAAGUCUGACGGCUGUGGAAGAGGAUAAGCUGAUUGAGAUGUCCACAGACUCUGUCAGGAGGCAUAUGUACGACACACAGCCCCUUGUUAAAUUCUGGAUAAGUUGCCAGACAGAAUUUCCACAGCUUGCUGCAAAAGCAAUGAGGUGUCUUUUGCCCUUUCCAACCACAUACCUGUGUGAGAGUGGUUUUUCUACACUGGCGUACUUAAAGAAUAAGUACAGGGCUAGGCUUGAUCCAGAGAAUGACAUGAGACUGUCUCUGUCUACCAUUUCGCCACGAAUAGACAGGCUGUGUGGACUUCACCACGCCCAGAUAUCACACUGACAGCAGGUGAUUGGUGACAGGUCUGUCCUGGCUGGGUUAUAAAAGCCCUGACCAGCCAGCAGUUGAGGCUGCCUUGGUCUUCAUUUGUUGGAUUUUGGUUCUCCGGUGUUGUUGGAUUUUUGUUCUCCGUUGUUGUUUUGUCACACACCUAGACUGACUUUGCAUGACAUUUUUAGUUACUUUUCCCAAUACUGAAUUGCACAACACUUUAUUAUUCUUUAUUCUUUCUUUAAAAUAAUCUUUAAUUUAAUUUAAUUUAAUAAAUCUACUUUUAUUAUUAUAAAAUCUGCGUGGCCUCUCUUUCAUGUUUCA